ACAAAAAAAAAAAAAAAAAAAACAAAAAAAAAAAAAAAAAAACAAAAAAAAAAAAAAACACAAAAAAAAAAAAAAAAAAAACAAAAAAAAAAAAAAAAAACAAAAAAAAAAAAAAAAAAAAAA
This is a messenger RNA of Culex pipiens pallens (northern house mosquito), 123 nucleotides long. Its product is annotated as protein SREK1IP1-like. The annotation marks the transcript as partial. The transcript is spliced from 2 exons. The record is from RefSeq and is a predicted model, not a curated record. NCBI's taxonomy places the organism in Eukaryota, Metazoa, Arthropoda, Insecta, Diptera, Culicidae.